Paramuricea clavata is the source of this 605-nucleotide messenger RNA. The record is from the annotation of a GenBank genome assembly. Lineage: Eukaryota; Metazoa; Cnidaria; Anthozoa; Malacalcyonacea; Plexauridae.
AUGUACGGAUCUUCCUCUACUACUCCCAAUGUCACCAGAUCUCUUAAUGAAGGACAAUCAACUGCAUCCUCUAACCAACCUCCAGUUGGCUGGUUGGAAACUAUCAGCCAACGUUUCCAAACAACUGAUGUUUCAGAAGAAACUAGAGAGAUUUUGUUGGCAGCAUGGAGACGAAACACCACCAAUGCUUAUGCUUCAGCUUGGAAUAAGUGUGUUGGCUGGUGUGGUGAACGAGAAAUCAAUCCCUUUUCAGUAUCUUUGAAUACUGUAUUAGAAUUUCUCAAAGAUCAGUUUAAAGAUGGAAAGGCAUAUAGAACUAGUAAUGUUUAUCGUUCGGUUAGUCACAUUACUUGUUAGUCAAGUUAGUCACAUUACUUGCUCUUACAGCACUAGAUAGAUCUUCGGAUCUUGCUAAAAAAGACUUACGAUUUCGAAUAUAUCACCCUGAAGGUGUGUUCUUUAAGCUCCCUGGCUUAUCUAAAACAUCUAAACCUGGAGAUUCUCCAAAGUCUAGCUUCCAUGCGUCAUUUGGAGAAGAUAAGGACUUAUGCCCUGUUAAUUGCUUAAAGUGCUAUGAGGAUAACACCAACUCUUGUCAUACAUAA